Molecule: messenger RNA, 4964 nt
Organism: Cololabis saira (Pacific saury)
Lineage: Eukaryota; Metazoa; Chordata; Actinopteri; Beloniformes; Belonidae
Product: contactin-associated protein-like 4
Exons: 24
Coding region: 147-4046 (1299 amino acids)
Source: RefSeq, a predicted model, not a curated record
UGCAGCCAAGCAGAUGUCGGCGAGCGCCGAGGACGCCAAAGUGCAAAACUCAGAGAUCGGGGCAUUGUGAGAGGAAAGGAGAGGAGUGGCAGAUCAUCUCUCUCCAUCACUCGGUGGGCUUUUACACACCGUCCCUUCACUUCACUAUGGAUCUCUGGAGUACCAAAGUCUGGACAGUUGUCGGGCUUGUUGCCCUGAUGCUUGUGAGCCUGUGUGGGAACACAAAAGCAGAGAUGUGUCACAGUCCGCUAGUGUCCAGUUUACCAGCAUCAUCCUUCAGAAGCUCUUCCCAGCUGUCCAGCAGCCACGGGCCGGGCUUUGCUAAGCUGAACCGGAGAGAAGGAGCUGGAGGUUGGUCUCCGCUCACUUCAGACAAGGGUCAGUGGUUGGAUCUGGACCUGGGCAGGCGAACACAAAUCACUGCUGUCGCUACACAAGGUCGCUAUGGCAGCUCGGACUGGCAGGCGGCGUUCUACCUCAUGUUCAGCGACACAGGACACAACUGGAAACAGUAUCGACAGGAAGGCAGUAUCGGGGUCUUUCCAGGUAACAGUAACGCAGACAGCGUGGUCCAGCACAAGCUGCAGCACCGGGUGAUCGCUCGCUACGUCCGCCUGAUCCCCCUGGACUGGAAUCCAAAUGGACGGAUCGGACUCAGGAUGGAGGUCUACGGAUGUUCUUACGAUUCUGACACCGUCAGCUUCAACGGUCUCAGCAGCCUUGUGUACAUGUUGAGUCCGCUUCCGAGGCAGACGUCCACUGAAAGCAUCUUUCUGAAAUUUAAAGCCCUGAGGAACUCUGGGACCAUCCUUCAAGCAAGACACCAACACCACGAGCACGGUCUCUCCCUGGAAUUAGAGAGAGGAAAACUUCUCCUGCUCCUCAGAAAAGGCAGGGGUUUGACCCCAGAAAACCGGCAUGUUUUGUCUCUGGGGAGCCUGCUGGACGACCAGCACUGGCACCGCGUUACGGUGGAGCAUCACAGCAGCCACAUCAACCUCACUGUGGACAAAAGCACCAUGUGGGUCCAGAUCCCGGAGAGAUUCUCCCACUGGGAUCAUGACCAGAUAAGCGUCGGAGCGGAUCAGACACUCAGCUCAUCGCGCUCCAGCAGAGGUUUCCACGGCUGUCUGGAAAACCUGGUUUACAACGACCUGAACUUGAUUCAUCUCGCUAAACAGAGGGACCAGCGAGUUACAGUAAAAGGCAACGUGAGCUUCUCGUGUGCUGAACCCACUUUUGUAGCCGUGACUUUCCUCGGCCCCCAGAGCUUCCUGUGUCUGCCGGGAGGCACGGAGUCGUCGUCGUCAGACGGCAUGUCGGCAGGGCUUCAGUUUCGGACAUGGAACAGGGAGGGGUUGCUGCUGACCUUUGACCUGACACACGGAGGGACUGCCUGGCUUCACCUGAGCAAAGCCAGACUGCAUCUAACGCUCCACAAGCCGGGCAGGGCACCGCUGGAGCUGCAAGCAGGUUCAGGUCUGAAUGACGGCCAGUGGCACUCUGUGGACCUGAUCUCCGGACGAGGACGCCUGACCGUCAUGGUGGACGGAGAAGACGGGAGUGCUGCUCAAACCAGUCCUUCAUUCCCCUUCUCUACACGAGGUCAACUUUUCUUUGGUGGUUGUCCUGCUGAAGGGAGCAGCAGCCAGGAGUGUACAAACCCCUUCAGAGCUUUCCAAGGAUGCAUGCGUCUCGUAGCCGUCGACCAGCAGCUGGUGGAUCUGUUCAAGGUGCAGCAAAGGCUCAUGGGGAAUUACAGUCACCUGCAGAUUGACAUGUGUGGGAUCAUUGACAGGUGCUCUCCCAGUCGCUGUGAACACGGAGGCAGCUGCACUCAGUCCGGGAGCACCUUCCACUGUAACUGCUCCCACACCGGCUACAGGGGAGCCACCUGCCACAGCUCAAUAUACGAGCAGUCCUGUGAGGCAUACAAACACAGAGGCAACACGUCGGGGUAUUAUUACAUCGAUGUGGACGGCAGCGGGCCCAUCAGUCCUCAGCUGAUUUACUGCAACAUGACAGAGGACGAGACAUGGACGGUGAUCCAGCACAACAACACAGAACUGACCAGCGUCCGUCCGCCAGCAGGAAAAAGUCCGUAUUCAGUUGACUUGGAAUACGAGUCUGAUGAGGAGCAGCUCUCGGCGGUUAUCGGCCAGUCAGAGCGCUGCCAGCAGGAAGUGGCCUACCACUGCAGGAAGUCACGGCUGCUCAACACACCGGAUGGUCCUCCCCGGAGCUGGUGGGUGGGAGGUCCAGGGGGAGGACGGGUGCAGACUCACUGGGGUGGAGCUCCACCAGGGAGCCAACAGUGUGCCUGUGGUCUGCAGGGGAACUGUGUGGACCCCAAACACCACUGCAACUGUGAUGCCCACCGCAAUGUUUGGGCUCACGACUCUGGGCUGUUGACCCACAAGGAGUCCCUCCCCGUCAGAUCUCUGGUACUGGGAGACGUCCACGGGUCGUCAUCAGAAAGUGCCUACAAGGUGGGACCUCUUCUUUGCCACGGAGACAAAAAUAUGUGGAACGCUGCAUUUUUCGACAAGGAAAGGUCAUACCUCCACUUUCCCACUUUGAACAGCGAGCUGAGUGCAGAUAUUUCCUUCCUGUUUAAGACCACUUCCUCUUCUGGUGUCUUCCUGGAAAAUUUGGGCAUCAGAGACUUUAUUCGGAUUGAGCUCAACUCGUCCUCUGAGGUCGUCUUCUCCUUGGACGUGGGUAACGGCCCGUUGGAGGUCAGAGUGGACGCUGGCUUCCCGCUGAACGACGACACGUGGCAUCACAUUCGGGCAGAGCGUAACGUGAAAGAGGCGUCGCUCCGCGUGGACGAGCUCCCCGCUGCCACGAGGGAGGCUCCGGCUGACGGACACAUUCACCUGCAGCUCAACAGCCAGCUGUUUAUAGGAGGCACAGCUUCCAGACAGAAGGGUUUUCGGGGUUGUAUUCGCUCCCUGCAGCUCAACGGUGUCACUCUGGACCUGGAGGAGCGAGCGGACAUCACCCCCGGAGUUCGGGCGGGAUGUCCGGGUCACUGCAGCAGCUACGGCUCGCUGUGCCAGAACCACGGCCGCUGUGUGGAGAGAGACAAAGGUUUUUCCUGUGACUGCGGCUCAUCUGCUCACACCGGAGCCUUCUGUCACAAAGAGGUCUCAGUCAGCUUCAAGCCAGGAACGUCCAUCGUCUACAACUUCAAGGAGCUGACGGUGAAAGAGCUCAACAGGAGCAGCGGCGCCGCUCCCUCCUCUAUCCUUUCAGACACGGCCGUGAGAACAGAGAAUGUCUCCCUCAGCUUCAGGACCAGCCAGAGUCCAGCUCUGCUCCUCUACGCUGGAUCCUACCACAGAGAGUACCUGGCUGUGCUGCUCAACAAGCAAGACGAGCUGGAGCUGAGGUACAGACUGGGGCGAGCCAAGGAAGCAGAGGUUUUGAAGAGUAAAGUGAGGAACCUGGCCGACCAACAGCUACAUUCAGUUACCGUCAGCAGGAGGGCAGACAAGGUCUCUCUGCAGAUUGACCAGAAUGACAGAGAGGAGUUUAAUUUGACCACUGAUGAAUUCAGUGGUUUAAGGUCGCUGAUUCUUGGCAGAGUGCACGACUCUGGUGAGUUGGAUCCAGAACUGGCCCGGGUGGCCUCUCUGGGUUUUACAGGCUGUCUGUCUGCAGUCCUUUUCAACUCCAUCAGCCCUCUGAAAGUUGCUCUGCUUCACCCGAACACAAGUCCUGUUAGCGUCACCGGCCCCCUCCUCCGCUCCGCGUGCAGCUCCACUUCAGGAAAUCCCCACACGGCAGAAACCACGCACCAGCAUUCAGAUCAGUUUGGGUCCAUGGGAGGAGGUCGGCGUUUACUGAAUGCUGCCAGGACUGACUCAGCUCUCAUUGGAGGCGUCAUAGCCGUGGUGAUCUUUGUGACUCUGUCUGCGUUGGCCAUAACUGCCCGGUUCCUCUACAGGAGGAUGGACACAUGCCAGAACCACGAGGUAAAACCAGUAAAAGCAGAGGACGCGCCGGGUCCUCCAGAGAACCAGACGGAAUAUUUUAUCUAGAGGAGUCGUCUCUCCACUGAUCUGACGGAGAUGCCUCAUCCAGCCGCAGUGCUUUACAGGACUAACUGGCAGCCAACCAUGAACCAUGUCCAUCAACAUUUUUCUUUUUUUGGGUUCUGUGUUGUGUUUUUAUACAGAUUUUGCAAAGAUUCCUAAAAAAAAGAUUAUUAAGGUUAAUACUGUACAUUCAGUGGAAGGAUUGUAUAUAUUAAAUAAUUGUGUAAAUCUUCAAAUUAUAACUUCAAACACAGCUGUCUUCUCUAUGUAUUGCUGACAUAAUUCUACAAAAUGUUUUUUUUCCUUACUUGUAUUGAUCUAAAACCUAUUUGUUGGAUCCAGGCUAACGGAGGAUGAAUGUUUUCAGCUUGUGAGCUUUUUAAUUCAGUUUUUCCUCAUUGCUUAUGUUGCUUUAUUGCUUUUGCACUUACUAGUGUUUCAGUCUGCAAUUAUACAAAUGCAUUUGCUUUUUUUUCCAAAAAAAAAAAAGUUGCCAUGUUUAUGCUGAGCAUCCAUGUUUCUCUUGUGUUUGGAGAUUUUUGGAAACAGUGACCCAGUCAAGCACCUGUGCUCCCUGACAGGGUUUCAGAUGUCCUUAUCCAACACUCCCUUAUUGUCAAAUCCCAUCACUGACUUCAGUCUCCCUUUAUCCAUCUACUCUUGUUUAUUUCUAUGUUGGGUCAUGGGGGGUGUGCUGGAGCCGGUCCCAGCUCCCUUCAGGCAACAAAACCCUCUCUAACAUUUUCAGCAAUCAAACUUCCAAUCAACCUGCUCCCUGUUUAAACCAGUUUGUUUGUUCCCGUUGUCAUCCGAUGUGCUUUUUGGGCUGUGAGUGCAAAUAUGAAUGGACUGAGAUUAAAUGUGAAACGGGGUUAAACCACUGAUUCUGAGUUGUUUAAAUUUUAAAAUGCUGUUUUAAAU